Messenger RNA from Egretta garzetta (little egret), 723 nucleotides. It is a transcript of the gene RGS17, whose product is annotated as regulator of G protein signaling 17. The transcript has 5 exons. The coding region runs from base 13 to 723 and encodes 236 amino acids. The record is from RefSeq and is a predicted model, not a curated record. Lineage: Eukaryota; Metazoa; Chordata; Aves; Pelecaniformes; Ardeidae.
CCUGUUGCUACCAUGUACUGCCAGACUUGCAAACCUCCGAAACAGUUAGCAGUCCACACCAGAAGCCACUUGGGCACUGAAGUAGCUGAAAUGAGAAAGAGGCAGCAGUCACAAAAUGAAGGAACAUCAGCUGUGUCUCAAGCACCUGGAAACCAAAGGCCCAACAACACAUGUUGCUUUUGUUGGUGCUGUUGCUGCAGCUGUUCAUGCCUCACUGUUAGGAAUGAAGAUAGAGGAGACAAUGCAGGAAGGCCAACACAUACGACCAAAAUGGAGAGUAUCCAAGUCAUAGAAGAAUGCCAAAACCCUACUGCAGAUGAAAUUUUGUCUUGGGCUCAGAAUUUUGACAAGAUGAUGAAAACACCAGCUGGGAGGAACCUUUUCAGAGAGUUUCUUCGAACAGAGUAUAGUGAGGAGAACCUGCUUUUCUGGCUUGCAUGUGAAGAUCUAAAGAAGGAACAGAACAAGAAAGUUAUUGAAGAAAAAGCACGACUUAUAUAUGAAGAUUAUAUUUCUAUACUAUCACCAAAAGAGGUUAGUCUUGACUCCCGGGUGAGAGAAGUGAUCAACAGAAACCUGUUGGAUCCCAGCCCUCACAUGUAUGAAGAUGCCCAACUCCAGAUAUACACCCUAAUGCACAGAGACUCUUUUCCAAGGUUUUUGAACUCUCAGAUUUAUAAGUCUCUUGUUGAAAGUAUUACAGGCUCUACUUCUGAAACUUAG